Molecule: messenger RNA, 2549 nt
Organism: Branchiostoma belcheri (Belcher's lancelet)
Lineage: Eukaryota; Metazoa; Chordata; Leptocardii; Amphioxiformes; Branchiostomatidae
Product: BTB/POZ domain-containing protein 17-like
Exons: 13
Coding region: 200-2323 (707 amino acids)
Molecular function (GO): protein binding
Source: RefSeq, a predicted model, not a curated record
AGCUAGCUUAUACGGCCGGUAGAGUUUGGAGACCGCUGCAUACAACUGGAACAUCACCAACAUACUUAUACAGUAGGGCCUCUAUAUCUACACACAGAAACGGGUACUGACAGUGCAGUAGUCUGAGGUGUUGUGAGUAAUGGCAUCGGCCUGUACCAGAAGACCACAUCUCAAUUAAAACAAGUAAGAGUUUUAAAAAAUGGCCAUGGCGAUGUCUGACCCGGCCAGCCCGUCACCACCGGCAGUCACCGGGACGCAGUCCCGCCCCUCCACGGCGGCUGACUCCGCCAUCUCCGAGACGUUUGACGACCAGGACGGCACCCUGUGUUACGGGGACGAGCGCCAGGCCCUGACGGACUACACCAAGUUUUUCAACAACCCCUCCAUGAGUGACGUCAAGUUGCGGGUGGGGGACAUCACGUACAACGCUCACAAGAUGGUCCUCAUCAGGUCUAGUGACGUCUUCGAUAGGAUGUUGAGUGGCGAGUGGUCGGACUCCGCAAGAAAGGCCGAGGCCGAAGACAUGUCUCUCGGGUCCUCCGCCACGUCCAGUGACGCAGAGACCCUCAAACCCACCGCCUCCGACCUGGACGCGGACGAAGAGAUCGCUGCUAUUCUAUCCAUGGCGCCAGGGGGCGUCCUGCUACAGGACAUUCAAACGGGAGACGUCGAUAGCCCAGAAAAGGUUCCGUUCGCAGUUCUACCUGUGUUUGAAGCUGACGACAGCUACCAGGACACCUCCCUGUCCUCGAUAGUGGACGAGCGGGGGUACACCUGUCUCUACCAGUCCGAUGCGGAGGGUGGGGUUACGGAAGGGGCGGUGGGUGGCUGUGUUGAAGGCGGGAAAGAUGUCAGAAAGAUAUAUCAGUCUAUUGAAGAGUCCAACUCGCAGGUGUUCUAUGAUUGCCAAGAUGAAGUUAGUGUGGUUGACAGCACGGCGGACAUUCCUAGACAGCGGUCUGAGAGGGGCCGGGCGGACGGGGCGCCUCCGGUACCCGAGCGGAGAUCACGGCCGGUUAGAACAGCCAAGCCGGCCGAUGGGCCCUCCCUAGCCGUGCCAACAGUCAAAACCGGCCCUGGAGGAAUUUUCUUCAGCGAGGACAAGAAAGCCCUGGAGGAGCUGUGCUUUUCGUGCAACAGUUCGGACUAUUCGGACGACGACUUCUCGGAAUGUUCGUUCGACAGUGCCAUAGCGUCGUCCUCAACGUUUAUCUUCGACGAAAAGAACCAGGAAGUGGAGUUGAUCGAGCCUUACGAGUGUAUCGAGGUUUUCCCGCGGUUCCUGAAGUUCCUGUACGGGUGUCACGUCGUGCUGAACCGGGAGAACAGCCUGCCCGUCCUGGUGCUGGCCGACAAGUACAACGUGGCGGACCUGAGGCAGGUCUGCAUCAGGCACGCCGUCAAGCAGAUCAUUCCCAAACUGCAGCUCAAAGAGGUGUUCCACGUGUGGUUCCAAUACGCCACCAAAUGCUACCACAAGCCUCUGAUCGGCGCAUGCGUGCAGGCCCUGGCGGGGCGGAUGGAUGACAUCAUGUCGUCUGACGAGUGGGAGCAGGAGUGGACCAAUCUGGACCAGGAACAGCUGGUGGAGUUCCUCUGUAGCUCCGACCUAAGGAUAAAGGACGAGUUUGAGCUGUUCCGUGCGGUAGAACGCUGGCUGAACGCGCCCGGCCACCCCGAGCGGCGGGAGAACCUGGAGGUGCGGCUGAAGGUGCUGCUGCAGUACAUCCGCUUCCCGAUGAUGGCGCCCGAGCAGCUGUGCGAGGUGGAGACCAGCAAACUGGUGCACAAGUUCCCGCAUCUCUUUGUCACCCUGCUGCUACAGGCCUACAAGUUCCACUGCCUGCCCCUGACCGGCCGAGCAGCCAAUAAGGACUUCCGUACGUCCAACUACCUCCUGAGGAACUACACCGCGCUGGGGUGGAACCACCGUGUAGUCAUCAGGGGCUUCCACGAACUGGCCAAGAACUGUGAGCUCACCUCCCGCUUCCAGACACGGGCAUCAGCCUACCCCCAGACUGUGUGGGAUUGGGAGUUGAAGAUUUUCCCCAAAGGCGCCACCAACUUCGACGAAUUCCGCGCGGUACUGCAGGCAAACCUGAUCCUGGACCAGUGUCGUCCCAUCGAGUUCUACAUCAGCCUGGUAGACAACGACCAAAUUCUUCGUGCAGUCGCCGGCAGAAAAAACUUCACCAAGUCCCGCUACACGGCGGACACGGAGAUAGAGAAGGCGGUGUCGCUGGGCGAGCUGAACGCACCGGAUUCCGAGCUGCUGUGCGGGGCGAACGUCAUCCUACAGAUCAUGAUCAGACCUGUACAGUAAUUAGAAGCCGGAAAGCCAUCGACGUAUCAAUAAGGCCAUGCUGAUUUGAUUAUAUGGAUGACAUCUCCGAAACUGAUGCGAGCGUGCGAGAAAAAGAAAACUGCACAUUUGCCUUCAAUAUGAAAUCUAAGUGGCGCAGAUAAGGCCAUGAUUAUAUGGAUGACAUCCAUUUUUGGCCAUUUCCAACAACAAAAAAAAGAGUUUUCAACCAUACUGUAAAUCGUAC